UGUUUGAACAAGAGGCACAGAAAAGUUAGAAGCGGAUUUUGUCUGGCGUCUGAUCUGCAGCAGCAUCCGUCGAGAGCAUCAUGGCAAACAAACCACAGCAGCCUCCUCACCUCCACCUGGCCGAGGUCACCGCGUCCCAGUUCCUCGACAUUUGGAAACAUUUCGACGCUGACGGUAAUGGCUACAUCGAGGGGAAGGAGCUGGAGAACUUCUUCAGGGAGUUGGAGAUGGCCCGGAGAGGAGCAGGGGUGGACCCUUCAAACCCCACAUUCAGAGAAAAGAUGAAGGAGUUCAUGCAGAAGUUCGACAAGAACAAAGAUGGACGAAUUGAGAUGUCAGAGCUGGCCCAGAUUCUCCCAACUGAAGAGAACUUCUUGCUCUGCUUCAGACAGUUUGUCAGCUCCAGUGCUGAGUUUAUGGCGGCAUGGCGGCGAUAUGAUACAGAUCGCAGUGGCUACAUUGAAGCAAAUGAACUGAAGGGCUUUCUGUCAGACCUGCUGGAGAAGGCUAACAGACACUAUGAUGACCAGAAGCUCCAGGAGUACACACAGACUAUCCUCAGGAUGUUUGAUCUGAAUGGAGAUGGGAAGUUGGGCCUGUCAGAGAUGGCAAGGCUUCUCCCAGUUCAGGAGAACUUCUUACUCAAAUUUGAGGGUGUCAAGUUGACCACUGAGCAGUUCAAUGCCAUCUUCACAUACUACGACAAGGAUGGGAAUGGCUACAUUGAUGAGCAGGAGUUGGACGCCCUGCUACGAGACCUUUACCAGAAAAACAAAAAGGAGGUGGACUUGAAAAACCUGUCAGGCUACAAGCAGAGCAUCAUGAGCCUGUCUGACGGAGGGAAGCUCUACCGUGGCGAGCUGGAAAUUGUCCUCUGCAGGGAGCCAAUUGCCUGACUCUUCCUCCUCUCUUGUUGUAUAUCUUCAUUUUCUCUGCCUGCCCCGCCCUGCUCUCCUGUGACCACACCCACUUUCUGCUGCCUGGCAACAUAUACCAGGUGCAUGUGCCAGACAC
This is a messenger RNA of Morone saxatilis (striped sea-bass), 1014 nucleotides long. RefSeq names its product calbindin 2a (gene calb2a). Gene Ontology annotation, cellular component: nucleus; synapse; cytosol. The record is from RefSeq and is a predicted model, not a curated record. Gene Ontology annotation, molecular function: calcium ion binding. Gene Ontology annotation, biological process: regulation of presynaptic cytosolic calcium ion concentration; regulation of long-term synaptic potentiation. The coding region runs from base 81 to 896 and encodes 271 amino acids. The transcript has 11 exons. NCBI's taxonomy places the organism in Eukaryota, Metazoa, Chordata, Actinopteri, Moronidae.